ACUGUCUGAUGUCGACGCAGUGUAUCAUCCAAUUCUAGAUCUAGAAUAAUUUAAAAAAAUACAUUUAUAAAUAUAAUCUAUGUAAAAUAUAACAAUUUUAGUACAGUACAGAGGUUAUUUGUACAAUUAAAGACAGACUGAACACCCUAUGCGGUUCUUUUACCAGAAGCUCUCUUCCAAGUGGUCAUUUUCUGUCAAGUUUUUUUGUUUUUUUUUACCUCAAGUGACAUGUUAUAAAAAGUUUAGGAUUCAACAGUUGGGGUAUAAAAAAGAAAGUUCUACAAUAUGUCUGUAAUUAUUCGCCUCCAGGGUUUACCCUGGACUGCAAGUGCCAUGAACAUUCGCCAUUUCUUCAGUGGGCUAAACAUUCCGGCUGGUGGAGUCCACAUCAUUGGUGGAGAUGGAGGAGAUGCUUUCAUAGCAUUCAGUUCUGAUGAUGAUGCAAGGAUGGCUAUGAAGAAGAAUAUGUGCCCUCUGAAUGGAACACCAGUGCAGUUGUUUCUCAGUAGCAAAGCAGAGAUGCAGAGUGUCAUUGAUGCAGCUAGAUCUGGAACUACAGCAACCACAGGUUCAGCCUCUCUUGCAAUGGGCACUGGAGGUCAGAGUAACAUCCCAGAACAGAGAGGCCAGCAGUUCUCUAAUAUGUAUGCUGUGGAUAACCAAAACAAUAAUGCCAAUGUAGGUCACCAAAACAGUGGCUUUUCUACAGACCUGGCCAAUCAGUGGCAGAAUUAUCAAAUGUAUGGUAAUAGAACUGAUGGCCAAGGUACAUCUCAGUUUAAUGUAUCCAACCAGAGAUCAUCUGCAGAGGAUGGUUUCUUUAUGGGGAUUCAAAAUGUAAAUGAUCAGCGAAAUCAGUUUGGAGCAGUGCAGCAGCCCAUGAAAGUGGCUGGUGAAGGCAGCACCCCAUUUCUUGACACAAAACAGCUUCAGCAAAACAUUCUUAACACUAUAGGCUUGGGAUCUAUGCCAAAGCAGACCCCAGUAGAUGUUCAAGGACAAUUAGGUGACAAGCAUAAUUUAUUUAAUGAGUCUUCAGCUGCGCCUGUAGCUAAACCUGCUGACAAUUUAGCACUUAUUAACAAUAUCUUAUCAAAGGGUCAAAGUAACUUUCCUGAUUUGAUGCCAUCUGGAAUGAAUCGUGGCUUUGUUACUAUUCCUGGACAGCUAAAUCCAGGUAUUUCAAAUGAUAAAAUUCCUAAAGAUCCUGUUAAAUCACAAUUACCUGCAGAGAAAUUUCUUGGUCAAUAUGGAGAUGAAAACAAAUCAAUGUUUGUAAAAGACGAUAGAAGUAAAGAAGUGUCUCAGUGGCAAAACAUCAACAAGUUGCCAUUUGAACAAGACAAUAAAAAUGAAAACUCUUCAGUCGGCAGAGACAAAUUUAUGACCCCAGAAAACAGACUUUUUGAUCCAUUUGUACCUCGAGGUCCUUCUACAGAGAGGAUGAACAGAGGUCCUGAAAUUGCAUUGGAACAAGGUAUGGCAGCACCAGAUAUGUCAUUUGCCUCAAGAAUGGUAGGACGAUUCCCAAUGGAUACAGAACAAAGCAGUAGAAUUGCAGAAAGACCUUCUGAAAGAUAUAAUGAAAAUGUGCGCUCAGCCCCUGAAGAUUCAAUGCCUAGUACGAGAUAUCCACCAGAUGAUGAAGCUGAUCUUUCAGUAAUGGAACCCAGACAAGGUCGAUUUCCUCCACUAAGAGGUAGACCUGAUGAAAGAUUCCCAAAUGAUGAAAGACAUUUUCCUCCUCAACAAGGGGAUCAAAGAUUUCCUCCUGAAGAGGUCAGAUUACAAAACAAAGGCCCUGGUUUCACAGAAGGAUUCCCUGAAGGGGGCAGAAAUUUCCCUCCUAGGGGCUUUGAUAACCAGUUUCCAUCAGAUAGCCAAAGAUUUGGCCCAGAAAGUAGACGAUUUCCUCCUGCAUUUGAUGGAAGAUUUCCUCCGGAAGAAACAAGGUUUCCACCUGAUAAUAGGUUUGGUAUGAUGCAAGACCAAGAAGGUUUUCUAGGAAGGCGGCCAGGUGAUAACCCUUUUCCACCAGAUGAUAUCAGGUUCAAAGAAAGAGAAGAGGAACUUAGAAAUAGAGCAGCAUUUGAAAUGUCUCGUAGACCAGAUGAGAGAUUUAUGCAUGAAGGUCAAAGAUCAAAUAUGGAAUAUGAUGAACAGAAUGAAGGACAAUUUAUUCCACCAGAUAGAAGGUUUGGGCCUGACAGAGGUUUGCAAGGAGAUAGAGAUGUUAGAGAAUAUCGAGAUUCCAUGGAAAAUCGACGUGAAAGAAUAUCUAGAUGGGAUCGUUUUGAAGAAGGAGAUAGAAACUUUCAACGACCUGGAGGACCUCGAGCACCACUACUUGAAAAUCCUGAUAUGCCAGGGCCAAGGCAAUUUGAAAGACCUCCUCCCGAUAUGAACUCAGAAGAACCAAUGGAUAUGGACCAAAGAGCAGGCAGGGGAAUGGAAGAAACAAAGGGUACAACUUUUGAAGAAAGAAGAAUGGGUAUUGGUGGACGAGGUGGACCUGGUUUUGAUGGAAGACCUGGUCCAGGGUUUGAUGGAAGACCUGGUCCAGGAUUUGAAGGAAGAACUGGCCCUGGAUUUGAUGGACGACCUGGUUUUGAUGGAAGACCUGGUCCAGGAUUCGAUGGACGACAUGGUCCAGGAUUUGAAGGAAGACCUGGAUUUGAUGGUCGGCCUGGUCCUGGAUUUGAAGGACGACCAGGCCCAGGAUUUGAAGGAAGACACGGUCCAGGAUUUGAAGGACGACAUGGUCCAGGAUUUGAUGGUCGUCCUGGUCCAGGAUUUGAAGGAAGAAUAGGUCCAGGAGUGGAUGGACGACCAGGUCCGGGAUUUGAAGGACGACCAUCUGGCCCUGGAUUUGAAGGUGCACGCGAUAAUAUAAAGGAAGGCUUUAGGGGACCUGGAAUGGAUGGAGUAAGAGGUCGAGGUUUUGAAGGUAUGAGAGGUAGAGGUUUUGAGGGAAGAGGAAGAGGUGGGCCUGUUAUAGAAGCAUCUACUAGACCAGGUGUGAAUGAUGAAAACAGAUUUGAAUAUGGUCAUAAUGCACUUAGUCGCAAUCCCUCUACAAACGAAGAUGAAUUUGGAUUGAGAGAUUUUGAUAAUCGUUUUCAGGGACCUCCUGGAAGAAGUAACUUUUUUGAAAGAAGAGGUAGAGGUGAUCCUUUCAUGAGAGGUAGACCUGGUCCAUUUGGAAGAGGUCGCGGGUUUGAUGUAGACAGAAGAUUUGAAGACAGUGGCCCUGAUGGAAGAACAGACAUUGAUGCUAGAAAUACUGUAAGACCUGAUGGCCCACCUGUGAAACCAGUCCCAGUGGACAAAGUACAAGACGCAGCAGGUAAAUCUGUAGGUGGUAAAGGUUUGUUAGGAGAUGCUCCAUCAGCUGCCAAAGAUAAUGCUGCUCCUGAAAAAAAGGAUGCUGAGCCUGCUAAAAGAGAUUAUGACCAUAGAGCUCGACGAAGUUAUGAUAGGGAGAGAGAAAGAAGAUCUUCUGAUAGAAGAGAUAGAGAUAGAGAUGAUAGAAGAUUUGAUGACAGUUAUAGAUCUAGAUACAGAUAUGAGAGAGACAGAAGGCGAUCUAGGUCACGAGAUAGGGGUAGCCGGGAUAAAGAUAGCCGCCGUAGUCGUGAUAGGUCAGCCUCAACAAGAGAUCAUGAUUCAAGAGGAUCGCCUAGAAGACAGGAGAGGUCAAGAUGUAUUUUAAUGAAAAACUUUCCAAAUACAAUUACCUAUAAAGAAGUUAGGAGAUUUUUGCAUCCAAUGGAAAUUCCUUAUGAUGGAUUAAAGCUUAUUAAUGAUGAGAAAGGGCAAAGAACUGGAGAAGUAUAUGUACAAUUCCGUCGGGGAGAAGAUCAGCCUAGAGCUUUGAGAAGAAAUGGUGAAAGAUAUGGUGGUCAAAUAAUAGCAAUUUCUCACUGUACAGAAACAGAUUUUGCCAAGGCAAUAGACUCCUAUUAUAAUAAAGAUGCUAUCAAUGUUUCUGAAAAAAGUUCAACUUCAGCCAAUAAAGCUUUUGACAGUGAUAAAGUGAGAUAUAUAGUCCAACUUCAAAAUCUCCCGCAGUCCAUCACUAAACAGGACAUAGUCCAGUUCUUUAAAGGCCUCUCUAUUGAAAACAAUGGAGAAGCAUGCUUUAUAGAAUUUGAUGCAUCUGGGGUAGCAACUGGCAAUGGCUUUGUAGAGUUUAAAAGUGAUUAUGACUAUAAAAAAGCACUUACACAGGAUGGAAGUGUUCUAGGCACAACCACAGUCAGAGUUUUCCCUGGCAAAAAAGAGGAAGCUGAUGAUCUGAAGAACAAACAACAAGAGAUGUUUCAACGAGCAGCAAUUCGUAAUUUAACUGGUGGGAAAAUUCCACAGCCUUUGAUGCAGCAGCAAAUUUCAAGACCUGGUCUAAUGGGACCUCGAGCUCCUGCAUCUACACCUGCAAACAAUCAACCUAUUAACAAGCCUUCUCCUUCAAACAUUCAAAUGACCACUAGACCAUCCACACCUUCAUCUGAUCCAUCACCAGCAACAGAUACUGUUUGUGUCCACAUACAAGGUUUACCUCUUCUGGCCACUACACAAGACAUUAGAGAAUUCUUUUCAGAAUGUCAAAUUGCAUUGCGAGGGAUUAACAUAGCUCAUGAUGGCAAGGGUAAGCCUCUCGGUGAAGGCUUUGUAGAGUUUAAAUUUAAGUCUGAUUUUGAAAAGGGCAUUAAAAAGGACAAGACUUCUUUUGGCAGGCAUAUUGUUGCAGUGAAACCUAUAUCAAAGAAAGACAUGAUUGAAAGGCUUGAAAAUGCUAGACAGAGAGGUUUGUCCCCAUCCAAAACAACCACUAUGGCCAAUGAAGAUCCUAAAAAGACUCCGGAACCAACCGCUCAACAACCAGCUCAAUCAAAUAUCCCACCAAAACCUUUGAUUCCACCACUAAUUCCAGUGCAAGUGGCUAAGCCAGUUGGCCUAACACCACCUGCAUCAGCAACACCCAACACAUCUGCUGCUGCUCCAGCAGUCAAUAAGCCUGUGCCACAGGGAGUCACUGUUACUGCAGGAGGUAGCAAGUCCAUCCCACCUGGCGUUCUUAACAAAAACUGGUUCUAUGUACGCUGUCAGAACUUUCCUCCUGAUAUCUCCAUCCAAGAAAUUCUACAUUUUUUCCAGAAUUUUAGCCCAAUUGGUGAUUCUAUUCGAUUGCACUACUCCAAUGAAGGAAAGCCCACUGGUAAUGCAGUUGUUGGGUUUGCGUCAGCAGAGGAGGCCAAAAAAGCAUUACAAUGCUUAAAUUCCAAGCCAUGUAGACAAAAUAUUGUCAGUCUUCACCCAGCUUGAUGAGGGACUGUGACCAUUUUAGAGAUUUUGAUUGAAACAGUUGUACAACUGGGAUUGAUGUGUUCAGCUUAGUCAAAGUACACCAGAUGAGGACUUGUAUUAUGCUAUAGAUAAUAAGUGAAGUUAUUGUUUGUUUUAUUGUUCACUUAGUUAUUAGUUAUCUGGUAUUACUUUGUUAUAUUUUAGAAUGUUAUAUAAAUGUAUGCUGGCUUUUUCACAAGUAUCAGUACUAAUAUUUACAGAGGUGUGAAACAGAAAAAAAAAAAUAAAGGAAUUCAAAUAUGUAUGUGUAAAUAUAUAUGUUUUUUUUUUUACUUGACUCAAUUGACUUAACUAUGGUACCAGUAAAGAUAUCUGCUCUUUUUUACUUCUUUUGUGCAAUCUUUGAGUUACGGUACUUUAAAUUUUAAUUGUUUUUGUUUUAGACCAUGUACUGUUAUAAAAAAAAACAUUUAAAUUUCUCAAAAAUUUAUCCAGUAGUUUUUAUAAAAACUAAAUACAAAAAUGCAGUAUUUUAAAAGAUUCAAUUUUUUUAAAUAUCAGACUAAAAUGUAUUCUUAAAUAUUGCACCUAAAAACUAUUUUUAGUUGAAUCCCAGAAGGAGAUGAACAUAAUCUAUAAUCUGUGCUGAAUGUGCAUGUAAUCAUGAGAAUCUUGGCUUGUGGUGAACUGGGCAAGUUUUACAAAAAUUACCAAUUUCUGUUCCUGCAAGUAUUGUUUUUAAUAGUAAUAAUAUUGAUGAUCUCUUUUUGUCUCCAUUUGAACUGAGGGAAGUUUUAAAGGAAAGAAACUUCUCUUUAAUGCUUACUAUAUGUGUAAAUCAACAUUGCUUACUUCUAAAUUUUUCUAAUUUAUAUAAUGGUGACUAUGUAGACUAUAAGAUUGCACAUUUACCAAUAAGUGUUGUACCAAUGUUCAGUUGUUUUGUGUAGAAUUAUUUCAUUUUGUUUUGUUUUCCUUUUUUUAAAAAAAACUAUGAAGUCUUGACUGAACAUUGUUAUUUAUGUUGAUAAUAUAGACACCUAACAUUUUUAAGAAUCAAUAAAUUGGUUUAUUAAUA
This is a messenger RNA of Biomphalaria glabrata, 6385 nucleotides long. RefSeq lists its product as uncharacterized. Gene Ontology annotation, molecular function: RNA binding. The record is from RefSeq and is a predicted model, not a curated record. Gene Ontology annotation, biological process: regulation of RNA splicing. The transcript is spliced from 5 exons. Gene Ontology annotation, cellular component: nucleoplasm; ribonucleoprotein complex. Bases 286 to 5325 code for a protein of 1679 amino acids. NCBI's taxonomy places the organism in Eukaryota, Metazoa, Mollusca, Gastropoda, Planorbidae.